Messenger RNA from Micromonas commoda, 1863 nucleotides. RefSeq lists its product with no specific name. NCBI's taxonomy places the organism in Eukaryota, Viridiplantae, Chlorophyta, Mamiellophyceae, Mamiellales, Mamiellaceae. Gene Ontology annotation, biological process: lipid biosynthetic process. Gene Ontology annotation, molecular function: iron ion binding; oxidoreductase activity. Bases 1 to 1863 code for a protein of 620 amino acids. The record is from RefSeq and is a predicted model, not a curated record. The transcript has a single exon.
AUGGCGCUCAGGCCGGGACCCGCGUAUAAGUUCCCGUGGGAGGACAUGGGGAGCUUCAAGUACCUCCUGUUCGUCCCGUUCGUGGCGACCGCCGCGCUCGGCUUGGACGACGCCGACAACUGGGCGUACCACAUGCUCGUGAUCGCCGCCAUCCGCUACGUCCACGCGCAGUUUUGGAUAUCGCUCUCGCGGAUACACGCCGUGACGCAGCACACGAAGAUUCAGGCGAAGGGGAUCGACUACAAGCAGGUCGAUCGGGAGGAUCACUGGGACGACUACAUCAUCCUGCAGGCCAUCAUCAUGACCCUGGUGCACAAGAUGCCGUACCUGGGCUACAACAACUUCCCACAGUACAACGCCAUGGGGAUGUGGCAGCUUCUUUUGCUGCACGCGGGGCCCACCGAGUUCAUCUACUACUGGCUGCACAGGGCGCUCCACCACCACACGCUCUACAGUUGGUACCACUCGCACCACCACGCGUCUUUCGUCACCGAGCCCAUCACCGGCUCCGUGCAUCCCUUCAUGGAGCACAUCAUGUACACCGCCAACUUCGCCAUCCCCCUCGUCGGGACGUGGGCCUUUGGCGGCGCGUCCAUCGCGAUGUUCUACGCGUACCUCAUCGGCUUCGACCUGCUGAACAACAUCGGGCACUGCAACUUCGAGUUCAUGCCCCAGUGGUUCAUGAACAUCCCGGGCGUGAAGUAUCUCAUCUACACCCCGACCUACCACUCCCUGCACCACUCCAAGGUGCACGUGAACUUCUGCCUCUUCAUGCCGAUAUACGACUACGCGUACGGGACAAACGACCCAUCCAGCGACGAGCUGUACCGCAAGGCUAUCAACGGCGAGGCUGCGCCGAACAAGGCGCCGGACGUGGUGUUCGUGGCGCACGGCACGGAGCUGCUCUCGCUUUUCCACCUGCCGUUCGCGCUUCGAUCGUUCAGCUCUAAGCCGUUCAAGAGCGUGUGGUGGCUGCAGCCCUUUCUGCCGCUCUGCAUCCCGUUUGUCGCGCUGCUGCGAAUCUUCGGCAAGCCGUUCACCGCGGACAGGCACAGGCUCCUGCACCUGAACACGGCGACGUGGGUCACCCCGGCUUGGGGAUUCCAGUUCUUCAUCAAGUCCGAGUUCAACCACAUCAACCGGCAGAUCGAGCGGGCCAUACUGGAGGCGGACGCGACGGGUACCAAGGUCAUCGGCCUCGGCGCGCUGAACAAAAACGAAGCCCUGAACGGCGGCGGUCAGCUGUUCGUGGACAAGCACCCCAACCUGAGGGUACGGGUGGUGCACGGGAACACGCUCACCGCGGCGGCCAUCUUGAAGAAGAUCCCGGCGGACGUCAAGGAGAUCUUCCUGACGGGCUCCACGUCGAAGCUCGGCCGCGCCAUCGCGCUGUACCUCAGCGCCCGGGGCGUGCGGGUCGUGAUGUACACGACGGCGAAAGAUCGGUUCGAGAAGAUCAAGGCGGAGGCGCGAGAGGAGCACCGCGAGUUGCUGGUGCAGGCGACGACGCUCGAGGAAGGUUCGGGGAUCAAGGACUGGGUGGUGGGCAAGUUCUGCAGCGCGCGGGAUCAGGCGAAAGCGCCGAAGCACGCCACGUUCCACCAGUUUGUCGUCCCGCCCCUGGAGGAGUCGCGGCGGGAUUGCGCGUACACCGACCUCCCCGCGUUCAAGCUCCCCAAGGAGGCGAAGGACUUCCGGUCGUGCGAGAUGACCAUGGAGCGGGGACACGUGCACGCCUGCCACGCGGGUGCGCUCGUCCACGCCCUCGAGGGGUGGACGUACAACGAGGUGGGGGCGAUCGAUCACACGAAGAUCGACGUCACGUGGGACGCGGCGGUGAAGCACGGGUUUGCGCUCGCGUGA